AUGAAGUGGCCCGACGAUAUCCCAGCCAAGCUUGGCCAAGUAGCCCAAGUGAUGGGUGUCAUUAACGAUGCGUCGGGUCGCUCGAGUCACCUGGUGCAUGCCUGGUUUCUGCAAACGCAGGCAUUAGCUCGAUUCAAGGCAGGUCUCUGGACUUGGCCUGGAAGUUCAGCAAACCCACGGUUUGCCCCUGGUGGAUGCGCACCCCGAACGCCAUCAGAUGAUGAAACGGGUCUUGUGCUCUCGAUUGGCGACUAUGGUUCCCAGCAACUAGCUUGUCCUCACCCACCCACCGCAAAUUUGUCCCACUGGCCUCACCGUGAUGAUUGGGUCGUAGGGGGCUCACUGUGCUCAACCUUUAAAUUCUCCAGGGUUUCGAAGGUUAUGUCAGUUAACGGUGGCUUACUCGCUGCCUUUUUCACUCUACACGGUGUUGCUGCCUGGGGCGGCUUGAUACUCCUUGUGACUGCGGUCGUCGCGAGGUCGGCGGUGCGCCGCCAAAAUGCCUGGUACAACUUUAUCUUCUCCUGGGUCUUCCUGUCGACAUCUUUCUCGCUGCUCCUCUUUGGACAUAAGCGCGAUCCCGAACCGCCAUUCUCCUUGUGUCUGGCCCAGGCGGUCAUGAGAUACGGGGCUCUUCCGCUGGUUUCGGGAACGACAGUAGCUCUUGUCACUCAGGUUUAUUUCAACAUCAGGAAUUGGGUCUCAAACUCCACGCCAGGAGAGGUUCAAAAGCAUGUUAUUUGGAUGCUCCUUCUUGCUCCAUGGAUCGUGGCUGUUGUGGUGUCCUCUGCUUGCGUUGCGGUUGGACUGUCCAAUCCAGACCGAGUCAGAAGGGAAGGUUUCUACUGCAUUAUCCAAGUAGGAGCUGUAUUUCGGGCUGUAAACAUUUUCGUCGCGGCGUUAAUGCUACCCACAGUUGUUCUCAACGCAACCACGCUGUACUAUCUCAGAGGCAAUUGGCACCUUUUGAGGGGGAGUGUCUUGCGCGUCCUUGUGUUCUCCAUUUCCAGCGUCGUUGCGAUGGUCAUGGGACUUAUAUUUGCCACGUCUUCGGGGAGCCCAUUGCGUGGUUUCGACGUCGUAACAGCUGGAGUCGCAGCAUCUGCUAUUCUGAUUUUCGCAACACAGGGGGUAUGUCGACUCCUACUUGCAGCAGGUGGAAACAUUAACAGGUUUCAUCGCGGUGUUACAGGAUCUCUGGGGCGUUUGGAUGUUUUGGAAACCGAAUAA
This is a messenger RNA of Coprinopsis cinerea okayama7#130, 1230 nucleotides long. RefSeq lists its product as hypothetical. The transcript has 11 exons. NCBI's taxonomy places the organism in Eukaryota, Fungi, Basidiomycota, Agaricomycetes, Agaricales, Psathyrellaceae. The record is from RefSeq and is a predicted model, not a curated record. Bases 1 to 1230 code for a protein of 409 amino acids.